Molecule: messenger RNA, 1840 nt
Organism: Cajanus cajan (pigeon pea)
Lineage: Eukaryota; Viridiplantae; Streptophyta; Magnoliopsida; Fabales; Fabaceae
Product: protein MANNAN SYNTHESIS-RELATED 1
Source: RefSeq, a predicted model, not a curated record
UAUUUGAAUGAAAGAGAGAGAGAGAAGGAAAGUGGAUACAUGAAGGAUUUUGGACAUGAUUUUAAUUUUUGUAGGUGAAGUGUCGGUGGUGUAAAAACUAGAAAUUAUAAAGUGAGGAGGAGGCUGGGAUUAGCAUAUGAUAUGGGAUUGUAGAGUGAGUGUGUGCUUGGGUUCUCUUAUUUUCUGCUGAAACUUUGAAAUUGAAUCUCAAGGUUCCUUUUUUAUUUUUAAGAAAGUUUAGGGUUACUUCUGAGUUGAAGCAUAAGAGAUGGGAGUGGAUUUGAGACAAGGGGUUGCAGGUGUGCUCACCCUCACAAUGUUUGUCAUGCUCGGAAAUAUGAUCAAAAGAGACCACUUUGAUUCACUUCAGGAAAAGCUACCAGGAGGAUCGGAGGAUGCCAACUUUCAGAGUGCUCAGUUUGAUGCUACUCAUGUGAGAAAGAAUAUAGGGAUUUGGAAAGGAGAUGUGGAUGACCUAAAACCGUGUUGGGUUAAGCCAUCCGUUGAUGAUGUGGAGCAGACUGAAGGAUUUGUUACUUUUGCGUUAACCAAUGGCCCAGAGUAUCAUAUUUCUCAGAUAGCAGAUGCUGUGAUUGUUGCUAGAAGUCUGGGGGCAACACUUGUGAUGCCUGACAUCAGAGGAAGCCAACCUGGUGACAAGAGGAAUUUUGAGGACAUUUAUGAUGUUGAUGUGUUCAUGAAAAGCAUUGAAGGGGUGGUCAGAGUGGUAAAGGAUCUUCCUGCUCAUAUUUUAACCCGGAAUAUUGCUGCUGUGAAAGUCCCUAAUCGGGUUACGGAAGAUUACAUAGCUGAACAUGUGGAGCCAAUAUACAGAACAAAGGGAAGUAUAAGACUUGCAACUUACUUCCCUUCAAUAAACAUGAGAAAGGCAGGGAAAAAAGGUGACACUGAUUCAGUUGCAUGCUUAGCAAUGUUUGGAAGCUUAGAGUUGCAGCCAGAAAUGCAUGAAGUGGUUGGCUCAAUGGUUGAAAGACUAAGAACUUUAAGCCGAAAUUCAGAUGGGCAAUUCAUAGCUGUGGACUUGAGGGUUGAGAUGUUGGAUAAGAAGGGCUGCCAAGGUAGUGAUAAUGAUGGGGAGAAAAGCUGCUACAAUGCACAAGAGAUUGCAGUAUUUUUGAGGAAGAUUGGUUUUGACAAGGAUACCACAGUUUAUGUGACAGAGUCAAGGUGGGAUAGCAGCCUUGAUUCUCUGAAGGAUUUGUUCCCUAAGACUUACACAAAGGAAGCCAUCAUGCCGGCAGAUAAGAAGAGAGAGUACCUAGAUUCUGAAUUUGAGAAAGUGAUCGACUUUUACGUGAGUGCAGAGAGUGAUGUAUUCGUACCAGCAAUUUCAGGUCUGUUCUAUGCCAAUGUAGUUGGAAAGAGAAUAGGUUCUGGAAAAACACGCGUGCUGGUUCCAGCUUCAUCUGCUUCUGCCUCCAAUUUCCUCUCUCCUUAUGUCUCUAACAAAAACCACUUUGCAUAUUCUUGUUACUGUUAGUUCAUUUCCUCUCACCCUUCCAAUCCAACAUCUUCAUUUAUUUAUCAUGCUCCAAGACACAAUCUCACUUUCCCAAACUACCCGCCCAUUGUGGCUUUUUGCGUUUUCCCCCUUCAAUUUAUCUUUUCAGGCGUUCCAAGUCACCGUCAUAUAUGUACAGAGGGCUUUCUAUUCCUCACAUUUUGUUUGUAAAAUUCUGGUUGCCUCAUAGUCAUAGUUAUUGAUCAUAAUUGGUGCUGGUGAAACUGAAGAUGAUAUAUUUGUUUCAUAUCUCCAUGGUAUGUCAUUCUAUAUAUUGGAUUUUUUUCUUCGUGAUAUAAGGUAUAUGUAUUUUUUGAA